This is a messenger RNA of Dufourea novaeangliae, 1431 nucleotides long. Its product is annotated as ETS-like protein pointed, isoform P1. The coding region runs from base 1 to 1431 and encodes 476 amino acids. The record is from RefSeq and is a predicted model, not a curated record. The transcript has a single exon. Lineage: Eukaryota; Metazoa; Arthropoda; Insecta; Hymenoptera; Halictidae.
AUGGCCGGCAAGCCUGAGCAGCCGUCCACGCACCCUGCUCCCCCAAAGCACAGUCAUCAUCAUCAGUAUCAUCAACAUCACCAACAACAACAACAGCAAGAUCAACAACAACAGCAACAACCACAUCGUCCUCAGCACGCACAUGGGAUUCAACAAAAUAGCGUUUUAGUCUACGUAUCGGGAGAGAAUUUUGCGUACGCGACGGCGGUCGGUCAGAAUGCCGCCGCCGCCGCUGCUGCUGCUGCUACCGCAGUCGGCUAUCAGUCUCCGCAGCAGGCGACGUACACCGGUAUUCUGCCGCCGCAGGUGGCGACGGCGGCGGCGACGUUUCCCGCCAAAACCGCCAUAUACUGUAAUGAUAACAGCAGCGCCGUUGGAGCCGCAGCUAAUAACUGUUGCCGAUUAAAACCACUCCAGUACGUCAGUUCUGAUGGAGACUCAAGCCGGUCCGCGCGUAUCUUGUCUACGGGUAACGUAGACGACGAAGAGGAUUAUGGAACGAUCGUCUCGAAUAACGGUUUACUGUACAGACAAACGAAUUUCGUUCAAGCGACGAGCACCGCCGCGACUACAACGAUGACGUGUGUAGUAUCGGCGUGUGAUAACAAAAAUGCCGCGAACCGGAGUUCGUUGGAUAACGACACCGGCAACACUGACAAUCUCGCAGCGAACAACGUGGAGUCAAUAGGCAGGGUGAACGGUAGCGAUAAUAUGGUACCUAACAAAUUAUUUCCAUCGAGAAUUCACGGCGAGAUUUACCCGUCACCGGCAAGACUGACAGACGGUUACAAUAAUAACGGAAGAAUCGCGCAGAGGAUUCUUGGGGAGGGUUGCGUGGGUCUUCUGAGCGACGAUGCUACUUGUGUCGCGUAUGUACGGCAGGGAAACGAACCGUCGCAAACGUCCGCGAGUGUUUUUCAAGCCGACAGUGGUGUAGAGCAGCAACGCGUUGAUAUGGACGAGAAGAGCCGGCAACAGGACGCUUUCCAGAAUCAAGCCGGCUCGUCGCUUUCUUCGUCCUCGUCGAGCGUCGGUGUCAGUGGUGGCGGUGGUGGUGUUGUUGUUGUUGGUAAUGGUGGUAGCAGUGGUGCGGUUAGCUGUGACUCUGUCCGUUCCGAUACCGGUGAAUCGUCGACGUAUAGCAGUUUGAGCAGUCCCGAAAGUCAAAGUCAAUCGGCACACGACGGUUUGUCUGGCGGCGCAACGGUUAACGGCGGUGGUUCGUGCGCGCAGCAGGCUGCGCGUCAGUCGUCGUUGUCGUGCAUCAACAACUCAAACAAUGACAAUACCGGCCAACAAAAUGUAGUGCUAACGAUGAACGGUAGUGCGGUGGUUACGCAGCAGCAACAGCAGCAGCAUCAACAAGCGAUUACAGUGCCACGUGAAUGGAAAAGGAUAUGCACCAACGGGGUCAUCAUUUACAUCAGGUGA